Molecule: messenger RNA, 1587 nt
Organism: Bemisia tabaci
Lineage: Eukaryota; Metazoa; Arthropoda; Insecta; Hemiptera; Aleyrodidae
Gene: Tsen34
Product: tRNA splicing endonuclease subunit 34
Biological process (GO): tRNA splicing, via endonucleolytic cleavage and ligation; tRNA-type intron splice site recognition and cleavage
Cellular component (GO): tRNA-intron endonuclease complex
Molecular function (GO): tRNA-intron lyase activity; nucleic acid binding
Source: RefSeq, a predicted model, not a curated record
CUCCUCAAAACUUCCGGAAGGCGGGCAAGAAAGUUUUGUGGUUAUGUUUAUUCUUUGACAUGUUUUUCAAGUAGUUUAGUUCCUGAAUAGUUUUAGAGAGGAGUUCUCCCCGAACGCAGCCACAAUUUUCUAAUAUUCUCUUUUAUCAAGUCUUUAAUUAUCUCACCAAAAAUUGUCCGUGAUAUUCUCGCGAAUUUUGUCUCCUGAGAUUGGUACAUUAAAGUCCAAUCGGGCUAUGUCUCUCUCUUUGAAGAUGUGUCUACGAUUGACCACAAUUUUUAGCGUCAGAAUUAAUAAGAUUGAUCAAAUUUUUCACAUUUCAUGUUAAGAAUUUCCCCACAUCAUCAGGUUCCAUUUUCUCACUUUUGUGCGCUCUCAUCUCUGAUCAAUAUGAUUGAACUCAGCUGUAGUAACGGUCAAGACGUCUUUGUAUGGUCGGCCGAAGAUUGGUACAAGUUGAGAUCAGAACUUCGCAUAGUAGGAAACCCAAUUGGAUCACUUGCUCCACUACCAAGGCAAAACAGUUUCUUAGGUCUGCCUGUUCAGUUACUGCCAGAAGAAACAACGCUGUUAUUGGAGUUGAACGAAGCCAAAUUAGUCAAUGACCAAUCUCUUAGCAACAUUCCCUCUGCUGACGACUUGCAAUAUUUUCAGCAGCUCAGGGAACAAUCACAAAAAGAUCAGAGCCAAAUUUACAUAGAAAAAAGGAAAGCUCAAGUUGUUCAAAUGAUAGAUCAAAUUGUAGCUGGCAAACAGUUACAGCGAGAAAAAUUGCUGAAGAAAAAAUUAGCUCAAGCUACUGGCGAUAACACAGACUUGGAUGCAUCCUUGAAAAUUAACAAAGAGGAAAUUUUAAAGACAGAAUUGGAUAAAAUCGUUCCUCCUCCUGCAUCGAAUGCAUUGGUGCAGAUUUUCACAGCUGAUCCAUGGUCAAAAUCAGAAAAGAAAGUUUCUGUGGAAUGGAGCUAUCCCUCUUCACGAGCAGAAAAGCUGAAGUAUUUAACUUUCAAAAAUCUUUGGGAGAAAGGGUUUUAUCUAACCUCUGGCAUAAAAUUUGGCGGCGAUUUUUUGGCCUAUCCAGGUGAUCCAGCAAAAUUUCAUGCACGACUGAUCGUUGUUUGUGUUGAUUCUUUGGAAGGCGUAUCACUGCGUCAACUUGUUGCUUAUGGUAGACUCGGUUCCUCCAACAAAAAAACAAUUUUACUGUCUAGUUUAACCAAGGAUAAUGACUUAGUUGAAUACAAAACUCUCAAUUGGAGGGAUAAAGUGUAAGUUUUAAAUAACCCGCCUUACAGCUGGCUAUGCAUGAUCAACUUAAAGCAUUAGUUGUAAUGCAACGACAUCUAAGUUAAACAUUUUUCUACCCUUUUUUUUGUUUGUUUGCCGAGAACACGAUUUCUUGUAAUUGUGUUUUUAAAAAACUAAUCUUUCAUAAUUUUCCCUCUGUGAUAUUUCUAAUUAUUAUUUUCAAUCGAUUUUUAAUUUUAUCUCAAUAUUAUAUUCUCCCCACACACUUUUUCCAUGUUUUUUUUCAACUGUGUUGAAUAUUUUUAUCUAUGAAAUAAACAUUUUUUAUUGCGAUUUUAA